GGCCGUAAUUUUCCCCAACGAGUCGCUAUUCUAUCUUUGUCCUGCCCACUUUCUAGCUCUGUAUAUUAACACUGUUGGUUGCUAUCUCAAUCCUUGUCACAAAUUAGAACUUAUACAAAAGCCAAAGAGGUUACUUUGUUCGAGUUCAUGUGAGUAGUUGAGAGCUCCUUUUGCUUUCCUCAGCCAAGAUUCAGGGGUUUAUACAAUCUUUUUGUGGGAUGUUUGACAUGUGAAUUCCUAUAUCGUAAAAGGCAAGGAUUGAGCAAUAGCUGACUUCUCCAUUGAAGUUGUGCCAUGGAAGCCGCCAUUUUUAGCUCUUACACACCGCUUUCCACUACAGCGGACCUCAGGAUUCCAGGAAAGUUUGCUGGAUGUAAUCUCCAAUUCUAUAAUUUGCCAUUGAACAGAACACGCAUUCCUCUCAAGUUAAAACUUUCUGAAUCGAGUAGAAGGCACUUUUCUUCACGAAAGGGGCUGAUAUUGUCAAAUGGUAGGAAAGAAUUAUCCAGCUAUUUUACCGAUCAACUUUCAAGAGACCACACAAGUAUCAGGGCAGCAUCAGGAGAAACGCUGCAUUAUGGACAGUCUUCAUCAGUUAGUGAAGAUGAGGGAAUGUCACCAACAUCUACAGAGGCCAAUGACUUUGUGUCCUUGCAGCCUAAGCAGAAGCAAUUUAAAAAUAGAUUCUUGAACUUUGUAAGACUGGGUUCCGUCAUUGAUAAUGCUGCCGAGUCUUUUUUCAAGAGUGAGAUAAGGAGAAGACUGUUUGUGACUGCCAUCUUAAUUCUCAUUAGCCGUAUAGGUUAUUUCAUUCCUCUUCCAGGAUUUGACAGAAGGUUGAUUCCAGAAGACUAUCUCAGCUUUGUCUCGGGAUCUGUUGAUCAACUUGGUGAUUCGACUCCGGAACUUAAACUCUCUCUUUUCCAACUCGGGGUCAGUCCUCAGAUAGCGGCAUCCAUUCUUAUGCAGGUAUUAUGUCACGUUCUUCCUUCUUUAGUGAAGCUGAGAAAAGAGGGCUUAGAUGGGCAUGAGAAGAUCAAGAGUUAUAUAUGGUGGAUCUCGCUUGGUUUUGCAAUUUUGGAGGGUCUUAUUCUCUCUUGUUACUCACUUCCAUAUUCGAUAUAUGCUGCCAGUCAUAGGGUUAAGCAUGUGUUGAUGACUACGUCCCUUUUAGUUUCUGGUGCAAUGACCAUGUCAUGGAUCUGCGAUAAAAUAACAGAGUCUGGAUUUGGUCAAGGAUCAACUUUGAUUAUUUGUGUGGGCAUUUUGACUGGCUACACUGAUACAUUGCAGAAAAUGUUAACUCAAAUAUCAGGAAGUAGCGGGAGCUGGUGGCCUUAUGUACUUGCAGUACUAGGUGUUUUUACUGUUGUUACAAUGUGGGCUGUCAUUGUGAGUGAAGGGUGCCGGAAAGUUAAGCUGCAGUAUUAUGGUUUUAAAGUUGCUUCUGCUGCAAGAUUUCAUGUGCAUGCAAUACUGGAGUUACUGCUUUCUCUUGCGUGCCUGAUCAUGUGUAAAGAAGAUUCUCCAGUUCCAGAGGUGGAGCCCUAUAUACCAUUCAACAUAAACCCAGCAGGAAUGCAGCCUAUUCUUGUUACGUCUUAUCUGUUGGCACUUCCCGGCAUCCUUGCAAGUCUUCUUGGUUCAAGGUUUUGGGAACACGUAAGAGACAUUUUGAAUCCCGACACUUCUCAUGGGGCAGAUCCGUGGGUUUACUAUACCGUUUAUGCUUUCUUUGUCUUCCUCUUCAACAUAUUUGACAUUGCGAACAUGCCAAAAGAAAUUGCUGAUUACUUAAACAAGAUAGGUGCUAGAAUUCCGAGUAUAAAGCCUGGAAAAGCUACAAUUGCAUAUUUGACAAAGAUCCAAGCUUCAACGCGGUUCUGGGGUGGUGUAUUAUUAAGUGUUUUGGCCACCACAUCCACCAUUCUAGACCAUUAUUUGCGUCGCAUCAAUGAAGGAUAUGCAAUAGGAUUGACAUCAGUGCUAAUAAUUGUGGGCUCAAUUAUUGAACUGAGAAGAUCUUAUCAAGCAUAUAAUGUAAUGCCAAGUCUAAGUAUGGCUUUGAAGCGGUAUGGUGUAUGAGAUUGGAGGGUGGCUCUAUUUGAGUAAAUGGGAUUCAGUUCUUGCUUGCACCAUUGGUGCGGAGAAUAUUUUGCAGAGUAGGAUUUUCUUGAGUGAAAUCUACCUACCGAUCAACAUUUUGUAACUUGGAAGAUCAAAGAUGUCACGAUCAGCCUACUCCUCCCGGUCAAGCCACAUUUUCCAUAUGUAGCGAGUAAAAUGUAGCCCUUUGGCUGAGAGUAAACCAUGUUAUCCUUCUUCCUUUUACUUUUCUUUGUUGCACGUAAGCUCUGCUAUGUAUUAUUAAAUGAGCUUUUGCAGGAUUUGAUGUAACUGCAUAAUCAUAUAUAGGGUUUAAUGAUGUGUGAAACCGAAAAACCAUUUCUAUCCACUAGCUUCACAAAUUCGUUUUGACUUCUACAUGCAUCCUUUGUGAUUUUGCUGAUGACAACACGAUUCAUCUGCUUCCUGAAUUGUGUUUCUAGGAUGCAGGAUGAGUCGCAGUGUCACUCGAUGAGGACUAGCCCGUGCUGCAAAUAACUGAAUUUUAACAAAGACGAGCGUGAUAGGGAGGGGUUUAUCGAUUUGUUCAGGGAGAGCAUUAGUUGGCUUUCUUACAUUCUGAUGAAGUGCUGUCUGUGCAUUAAUAGAGUUCAAGAUGCCUGAAGAAUAGAGUUAUAUAUGAUAUUACAUUUGUUUACGUGCUCUAGAUGGCCAAGAUAUGGCAUGAAGCAAGUGUAAUUUUCUUCUCUUGGCAAGCAAAAGAGGAUGUAAUUUUAUUUUAUUUUUAAUAUUUUUUUGGGGUAUGUUUACAAUCUUCGUGUUGGUUGAAAGGUGUGCAUCAGUGUGAAACUUUAAUCAUACUUGCUCCUUUUACCUCUCAUCUGUGAGAAGAUUAAUUAGCUUUGACGCUUGCUUAAAUUGUGAACUGGGAAAUCUGUACUCAAAUGUUCCUUUCUUUUCUUUCUAUUUAACGGAGUUGAAAUA
This is a messenger RNA of Lycium barbarum (goji berry), 3051 nucleotides long. Its product is annotated as preprotein translocase subunit SCY2, chloroplastic. Gene Ontology annotation, molecular function: signal sequence receptor activity; transmembrane protein transporter activity. The coding region runs from base 295 to 2085 and encodes 596 amino acids. The transcript has 15 exons. Lineage: Eukaryota; Viridiplantae; Streptophyta; Magnoliopsida; Solanales; Solanaceae. Gene Ontology annotation, biological process: thylakoid membrane organization; chloroplast organization; protein localization to chloroplast. Gene Ontology annotation, cellular component: plastid envelope; membrane. The record is from RefSeq and is a predicted model, not a curated record.